ACAAGUGUCUCGCUCUCAAGGCAAGCUUCUUCUAUUCAAACUAACUGUUUUCUCCUUUUUUUUCAUUUCAUUUAAUUUCUCUUUUUUGAUUUGUCUGACAGAUAAUUCGUUUAUGUUCACCAGGUGUUCUCAGAGAAAUAAAGAUCAACCUAUUAGCAUAGUCUGUCAACCGUUUCCUGAUUCCUACAUGCGCCUGUAAAGUGCAAACCUCUUCUUUUUGGGUCACAAUGAUUUCGAAGAACACCUCGUUUUGUGGCUUCCUGAUACUUGUUCUCGCAACAUGUAUGUCAGCUCAAUUUGUAUCAAAUGAAAGCAUAAAGCUACACGACAUAUUAAAACCGUCAGCUACUCAUCGGUUAUUCGAUACACUGCAAUACUCAGUAGAAGAACAAUAUUCAGAUUCACAUCUCUCUUUUGAUGUAUCCACUAUUUACAACUACUCCGAGAAACCCAUAUCUAUUGGAAAGUUGAACAAAAAAUACAGAGACAUAUUGUUUGAAGGAGACAUGGCGAUUAGUUAUAAACAACUGAGUAUGAUAGUCAAUGGAUCCACAGAAUAUCGAAAAGCCAUUAAAUCACGUCGUAGAGGCAAUAAAAUAAAUGGAGAAUCAACUGAUAGGACGAAAAGACAAGCAUACUUAGACAACAAUUAUCCGGCAACUAUCUGGAAGAAUGGUGUUGCUUUCAUGUUUCACGAGUCUCUCACGCCCAUUGCGAAAACAGCUAUUUUGAAAGCAGUUCAUUUCUGGUAUCGAGAAACUUGUAUUGAAUUUCAUCCACGAACAUUCCAAAAAGAGUAUCUCCUUUUUAUCGGAAAUGACGAUGGGUGUUGGAGUACAGUGGGACGAGAUGCAUCACAAGGAAAACAAGUUGUUAGUAUUGGAAACGGAUGUGAGCAUUUCGGAGUCACAUCUCAUGAGCUGGCACACGCAUUGGGAAUAUUCCACGAACAAUCAAGAUUUGAUCGGGAUGAAUCUGUAGUGUUCAAUCCAAGAGUCGUUGAAAGAGAUCUUUUAUUCAAUUUUGCAAAAAUAUCCCCUCGUCAAAUGUCGACUUACGGCUUGCCAUAUGAUAUUGGGAGCGUAAUGCAUUAUACUCCAACUGAAUUCUCAAACAUCCCUUCCAUACCAACGUUAGCUGCAAUCGACACAAAUCUUCAGCAAACAAUGGGUCAAUUGGAAGGACCUUCUUUUGUGGAUGUGCAUAUUAUGAAUCAACAUUAUCAGUGCCAAGAAAAGUGUCCAACUCAAGCUCCUUGCCAAAAUGGUGGCUUCACUAAUUCCCGUAACUGCAAAGUUUGCAAAUGUCCAACUGGCUUUGGAGGGGCUUACUGUCAACUCAUUGCUUCAUCAUUUUCCCCAUUCUGUGGUGGCUACCUAAACGCGGAAGAAACAACUCGAAGAUUUGAUAUCACUAUUCGCCAAUCGACAACUACAAGAUCGAAAACAUGUGUUUAUCACAUAAAAGCUCCAGAGGGAAAACGGAUUAUAAUUGACAUUCUGAAAAUAGACUCGAAGUGUAUUGAAGGAUGCUGGCAAGAUGGAUUAGAGUUGAAGAUGAAAAAGGAUUUUAGGCCCGUUGGGUAUAGAUUUUGCUGCCCUGAGUCAUCUCGUCGGAAAGUGAUAUCAGAAGGGAACAUGGUCCCUUUUAUGGUUUUCUCAAAAGAACAUGAUUUUUCGGUUUCAUUUGAGUACUCUUUUGUUUCCACCAGCGCAGGAUUUGACGACGAAAAGAAUGAUUCAGAUGUUAUCGUUGACAAUUUGGAUGGAGUUUUUGUGUCCGACACUUCCCUACUUCAAAGGAUAGGAUUUAGAAGACAGUUAUAGUUUUUGAUAAUUUUAUGAAAAUAUUCAAUUCUUUAUAUCAAUUUUUAGAAGUAUUUUAUUUUAUUUUAUUAUAUAAUGUGUCCUUUUUUCAAGAGCUUUACAAUCUGUUUUUGUCAUGUGCUUUCACUUUUUUAGAUUUCUAGAUAUUUAUCGAUAAAUGAUAAAAUGUCAAAAAGU
This is a messenger RNA of Caenorhabditis elegans, 2003 nucleotides long. It is a transcript of the gene nas-29, whose product is annotated as Zinc metalloproteinase nas-29. NCBI's taxonomy places the organism in Eukaryota, Metazoa, Nematoda, Chromadorea, Rhabditida, Rhabditidae. The transcript has 14 exons. Gene Ontology annotation, cellular component: extracellular region. The record is from RefSeq and is marked reviewed. Bases 228 to 1826 code for a protein of 532 amino acids. Gene Ontology annotation, molecular function: metallopeptidase activity; metalloendopeptidase activity; zinc ion binding. Gene Ontology annotation, biological process: molting cycle, collagen and cuticulin-based cuticle; proteolysis.